AUGAUACUUCUAACCAAGGCGCUAGGAGAUAUCAUUGCUGAUGUUCUUCCCAAACGAUUUGGCAUUGUGUGGGACGGGUGGACUUUCCGUUCCGAACACUACCUUGCUGUGUUCGCCGUGUUUGGUCACGACGGUAAGAUGGAGAAGAUUUUGCUCGCCAUGUCCACCCUAGCGGACGACGACAUCGUUAACCACUCUGCCAUGGCUCAUGUAGCCUUUCUACGCAUGAUUUUGUGGUUCUUCAAGCGCUCGCUGUCCGACAUUCUCUACAUUGUUGCUGACAAUUGCGCAACAAAUGGCUGCAUUGCUUCGUUGAUGAAGGCGCCGUUUGUGGAGUGCGCCAGUCAUAGACUGAGCUUGGCAGUGGUGGAAUACAUGGAGAGCUACGAGUCCAUAUUGGACAAAAUGCAGUCACUCACGCGUAAAUUACGCGGUCUGAAUGCGUCGGCAAGUCUGCGAAAAAGAAACAAUCUGCAGCCGGUCGCUGAACUGGAGACACAAGGAACUAACGCGGGAGGUUUUGCCCCAGUACGUCUGCAGUAUACCAAGCUUAAGUCACAGGCAAUCUACUACAAAAAAAUGUGGUGGACAUCAAUUUGA
Messenger RNA from Phytophthora nicotianae INRA-310, 600 nucleotides. RefSeq lists its product as hypothetical. The record is from RefSeq and is a predicted model, not a curated record. The transcript has 3 exons. NCBI's taxonomy places the organism in Eukaryota, Oomycota, Peronosporomycetes, Peronosporales, Peronosporaceae. Bases 1 to 600 code for a protein of 199 amino acids.